This is a messenger RNA of Mizuhopecten yessoensis (Yesso scallop), 948 nucleotides long. Its product is annotated as prestalk protein-like. The coding region runs from base 1 to 948 and encodes 315 amino acids. The record is from RefSeq and is a predicted model, not a curated record. The transcript has a single exon. NCBI's taxonomy places the organism in Eukaryota, Metazoa, Mollusca, Bivalvia, Pectinida, Pectinidae.
AUGUCAUCAACAGUAGAGGAAACGUCAUCGCCGAGUACUGCAGAAGUAGAUACGUCAUCACCUAAUAUUGCAGUAGUUGAUACGUCAUUAGCGGGUACUGCAGUAGUGUAUACGUCAUCAGGGUGUGCUGCAGUAGUGGAUACGUCAUCAGCGGGUACUGCGGUAGUGGAUACGUCAUCAGCCUGUGCUUCAGUAGUGGAUACGUCAUCAGCGGGUACUGCAGUAGUGGAUACGUCAUUAGCGUGUGCUGCAGUAGCGGAUACGUCAUCAGUGUGUGCUGCCGUAGUGGAUACGUCAUCAACAGUAGAGGAAACGUCACCGCCGAGUACUGCAGAAGUAGAUACGUUAUCAAAUAAUAUUGCAGUAGUUCAUACGUCAUUAGCGGGUACUGCAGUAGUGAAUACGUCAUCAGGGUGUGCUGCAGUAGUGGAUACGUCAUCAGCGGGUACUGCAGUAGUGGAUACGUCAUCAACGUGUGAUGCAGUAGUGGAUACGUCAUUCGCAUGUGCUGCAGUAGUAGAUACGUCAUCAACGGGUACUGCAGUAGUGGAUACGUCAUCAGCCUCUGCUGCCGUAGUGGAUACGUCAUCAGCGUGUGCUGCAGAACUGGAUACGUCAUCAGUGUGUGCUGCCGUAGUGGAUAAGUCAUCAGCGUGUGAUACAGUAGUAGAUACGCUAACAGCGGGUUCUGCAGUAGUGAAUACGUCAUCAGCCUGUGCUUCAGUAGUGGAUACGUCAUCAGCGGGUACUGCAGUAGUGGAUACGUCAUUAGCGUGUGCUGCAGUAGCGGAUACGUCAUCAGUGUGUGCUGCCGUAGUGGAUACGUCAUUAGCAUGUGCUGCAGUAGUAGAUACGUCAUCAACGGGUACUGCAGUAGUGGAUACGUCAUCAGCGUGUGCUGUAGUUGUUGAUACGUCAUCAGCCAGGCAUAAGAGACAAUGGCGGUAG